Messenger RNA from Anarrhichthys ocellatus (wolf-eel), 3642 nucleotides. RefSeq names its product dickkopf WNT signaling pathway inhibitor 3a (gene dkk3a). Gene Ontology annotation, molecular function: co-receptor binding; receptor antagonist activity. The record is from RefSeq and is a predicted model, not a curated record. The coding region runs from base 843 to 1835 and encodes 330 amino acids. Gene Ontology annotation, cellular component: extracellular region. The transcript is spliced from 8 exons. Gene Ontology annotation, biological process: multicellular organism development; negative regulation of canonical Wnt signaling pathway. Lineage: Eukaryota; Metazoa; Chordata; Actinopteri; Perciformes; Anarhichadidae.
CCCACAGGGAUAAAUGACGACUCAUUCAGGUUGGGUUUAUCGGGUUGAAUCGAAUGUGGUCCGAUUGCAACUCUAAGAAACGGGAUAGAAAUAAAAGCUUGGCCUCCAGCAUUAAGUACUUUAAGAUACAAAAAGGUUAUUUAAAAAGGUAUGUGCAAAGAGCCUAGCUGAUAUAGCUCCAAAAUAUGGCAAUAACGCAAUGAAAAUAUAAAGUAGCAAACAAAGCCGGCUUUUCAGGUGCGGUUCCUCGUUUUUCACGUGACCGCAGUCAGUCAACACAUUAUACAUUUUACAACGUGUCAGCAGAAACUAUAGUCUACGCAGCACAUGGACAAAACCAUUGAACAAACACAGCGAACGUGCGCGUACAAAGUUAAUUCCGUGGCCCGGGUAUAUUUACCAUGAAAGCAAAUGACGCCAUCUUGUGGUCAGAUUGUGAAACUACACUAUGCAGAGAGUCUGGUUAAAUGCAUCAUUUCACCUCUAAAUAUGAAACGUAUUUUGAUACUUACCUGAAGUGACCGUGCCAAUUGUUGCGGUUUAAUGUGUCUCACCUGUCUGCCCCUUUUACAAAACAAUGGAGACGGGUCUGUCUGUGGCGGUGCUCAGCACAUUAGGAAACGGUGUCCCAAUUUCAGAACACGUGUUUGAACCUGUAACGUUGCACGUUUUUAAUGCGGACUAUUUCUUUCCCCGAAAUUUGUUCCCAUGAAAACUGCCCACAAUUAUUAUUGGCUAUCACAUUUAUUUCCCCAGUUUUGUGUCAUAUAGCUCAAUAUGAAUUAUUAUGCACUUAUGUACUGACUUGUAGAGAUAGCAUUUACCUCGCGUACUAAUUUAGAAUGGUGGUUAAACUCGACCGGAACUAUGCUUUAGGUGUGCACGUUAUGGCCCAGGUCAAGUUUAUCGAACACUAUAAGAGCAUCACCGCCACACCCUCAGAGUGCAGCAGCAGCAGCAGCAGCAGCAGCAGCAGCAUGAUGCGAGUCGCCCUGCUAGUUUUGGCUCUCACAACAGUCUGCCAUGGCAUCCUCCCUGAGAUAGUGCACUCAGACUUCAUUCACAUCCUUGAGGAUAAUUCCGCCCAGGGACAGACGGAGCUGGACCGCUUUGUAGAAGUGGAGCAACUGCCAGAAGAUCCGCAGCAAAAGCCCGAGGAUGCGUUCCACCAAAGGAACAACGAGAGCGUCGGUGCCAGCCCUCAUCCCGAUAACCUUCCUCCAAGUCAUCACAAUGAAACCGCUUCCGAUAAAGUUAUUGACAAUGAAUAUGUCCACACCUCAGUAGAACCGGAGACAAACAACAUUACCACAUAUGUCAACUCUAGUGACCUGGGGAACAAUAUUGAUCAUGGAUGCACCAGUGAUGGAGACUGUGUGAAGGGAAGUUAUUGCCUUUAUGACAUGCGCAACUCCAAGUGUCUGCCUUGCAAAGCAAUCGAUAUGUCCUGCACUAAGGAUAAUGAGUGCUGUGGUGAACAGCUGUGCGUAUGGGGUCAGUGCAGUCCAAAUGCAACAAAGGGAGAGGCUGGCAGCACUUGUCAAUACCAGACUGACUGCAGCCCAGACCUCUGCUGUCUUGUCCAUAAAGUCCUGCUCUUCCCCGUCUGCUCGGCCAAGCCCAUCGAGCGCGAGCGCUGCUUUGGUGCCUCCAACCACCUGUUGGAGCUGUUGUCCUGGGACAUUCAGGACGAGGGACCCAGGAAACAUUGCCCCUGUGUAGGAGAUCUCCACUGCCAGCACCUGGGGCGAGGGUCCAUGUGCCUUAAAGGAGAGGACUCGAGUGAAGAGGACCUGACGGACAGUCUAUACUCAGAGAUAGAUUAUAUAAUCUAGACGCAGCUUGAGUUCGUAUACAUUGCCUUGUAAACAGGGGUCUCCACUGACUCCACAGCUUUGUUGUAAAGAGCAAUAGCACUUUCUGUUUGCCAGCGUAAUCCAAAGAGGUAAAGCUACACUGCAUGGAAAAAUAAUGAGAAUAGAUUUAUUUUAUUGUAGUAAUAAAAGUAACUUGUAAAAAACAGGAAACAAUAUAUUUGCAAAGUCCUGUGUUGAUACUAAACAACACUACACUAUUUAUCUCUAACUCUUAUCUAAUGCUAAUAAUCCCAGACACACAAUUAACUGUAAAACACUGAAUAGCUGUUGACUCCUCACUCUUUUAACUUGUGUCACCUGUAUCACAUAGAUCAUCAGCUGACACCACGCUGAGUAUCAGCACUGCGUCCUCCUAAUAAAGUAAAACCCAAAUAGAACAAAGUGAGCACCCAGUUUGCAGUCCCACUGCAUCACUAUGCACCAGGAAGAAAAAAAUAAACCGGAUACAAUCAUGCUUAAUGUAGCGAAACAGUAUCACGGAGGCAGGCAAUAAUAGAUUAUGCUCGGCCUUCUAACUCUCCCCUCAACGUUACACCUGUAUUCAUCCACAGGAAGCACUUCCAGGAGAUGUCAGCAGGCUCGGGUAAAGAAUUCUGUUAACAUCAUGUUGCCAUCUAGGAAACUAAUUUGAAUCUUUAGACAUGAUAAAAACCUAAUUCUAAUUCUAGCUGCUUCCAUAUCCUAAAGUUGUUGGUAACGAAACUUUUCCUUCUUAUUUCUGAGAAAAUGUUUUGGUUAACCUUUUUAAAAAACAAAUCCCAGCAGUAUCUGCUCUGCUGCUUCGUUCCACAGAAGUCCUGUAUGUUUUUGCUUAAGACCUAGGCCUCAACAUUUUUAUGGCACAGAGAGGAAAUGUGCACGACAAGAUGACACUGUCCAACGUGCCAUGUUGGGAUUGUUUUAUCCAUAUUGUUUGUAUGCGUAUGUAUGUAUACAGUAUAUUUAUACAGUAUGUAUAAUGUGCUUUUUCUUUAAACAUGUACUUAAUUCUGCCUCACUUUAUCUCAAUUGUCCACUUUUGUCUUUCAAGCAGUAUCUCAUAUCCAGCAGUUUGUCAAUAACAUAUCAGAAAAUAUCAGAUGUACAAACAAACCAGUAGCUUAUUCCACUAAACUAAUUCAACUAUAAAUUAUUCUGUAGGUUAACCACCAUCAUAAUAUUUGGAUCAGCAACUAUAAAUGGUAUGGUGUACUUUUAUAGCAUUUAUAGUUCUAGUAUAACUAUAAAUGUUUUCAGUUUUAUACCUAAUCAAAUGUUUCCCGAUUACUAAAUUGACAGACUGCAGUCGUGCCACUAGAUUUCUGCUUGGGGGCGAUAAUCUUUUGAUGUUAUUUUCACCACAAUCUUCAAGGCUUUUUACUUUAGUAAUCCACUUCUAUUAAAAACUGGGAAUAUUUAAAAGAAAAGGACAUUACUAUUCCUUAACCAUCACUUAUUAGCCUGUUUCAUCCCAUCAUGGACACCACUUAGUUUUCAUUCAAGAGCAAUCUUUAACUCAAGGAACUAUUGAACACCUGCAUCUCCAGCUUAUGUUGCACACCUCUGUGGUCCCAAACAUGUGCUCUGUCUUGAUCUUAUCAUUUCAAAAUGCCAGCAGGAAGGUGUGAUAUGAAUACAAGCAAUACCAGAUGUAUGUGUGACUAUAGCUUGUGCUGGAUGUUAUCUUACAUACAACUGUCUGCACUGUUCUUAAGCACUUGAAACCUGACAUGAAGCUUGUACAACUCCUACCUUUGGAACAAUAAAUGUUUUUCUAACACCAAAA